AUGCAUGUUUGUGUGGCAUUAAAGGUGCCGUUUGAGCAGUUGUCUUCCGGCGCAUGCUUCGGGAAGAACUACCAGGGCAGCUGCGAAGCACUGUUCCACCCACAGCGAUUUUCCACACAGGUGACACACGACAACGCACACACACAGUCAAUCCAUCGAUGGCCUCCUUGCAAAAUGCUUCCAUGUGUUUGUGCGCGUAGGACAAGAAGGACUGGGAAUUUCGGUGCUGCACAUACUGGCCAAAGCUAGUCGAGGAGCCGGCAGCUCGAGAAGCCAAGCUCGAGCAGCUCGAGAAGCCAAGCUCGAGAUCACGAAGCCGCUGGUCGAGCGGGAGAGGAUGCCAACCGCACUCCGAGGGCCGAGUGGACCAGUCGAUUUUCGAGGAAUGA
Messenger RNA from Vitrella brassicaformis, 389 nucleotides. NCBI's taxonomy places the organism in Eukaryota, Vitrellaceae. The record is from the annotation of a GenBank genome assembly.